This is a messenger RNA of Penicillium brevicompactum, 582 nucleotides long. Its product is annotated as actin-related protein 2/3 complex subunit 5 family protein. Gene Ontology annotation, biological process: regulation of actin filament polymerization; Arp2/3 complex-mediated actin nucleation. The record is from RefSeq and is a predicted model, not a curated record. Lineage: Eukaryota; Fungi; Ascomycota; Eurotiomycetes; Eurotiales; Aspergillaceae. Gene Ontology annotation, molecular function: actin filament binding. The coding region runs from base 1 to 582 and encodes 193 amino acids. Gene Ontology annotation, cellular component: cytoplasm; actin cytoskeleton; Arp2/3 protein complex. The transcript is spliced from 2 exons.
AUGUCCCAACUCAAUUACCGCACCAUCAACAUUGAUGCCUUGGACCCCGAGUCCUCGACGAACUUCCCCAUGGAGUCCCUGCUCCCCGCCAAUCUCCCACAGGCCGCAUCUUCAAGCGAUGCCGCCAAUGCCGCGACACAGGUCCGCCAGAUGCUGCGCGGCGGCGACCCGGAGGGUGCUCUGCGGACCGUCCUUGACACAGCCCCGCUAGGCGGCGACGACCGCGCUAAGGAGGUGCACCUUGCAACUGUUAUCGACGUGCUGCAGGGGAUCCGUCAGGGCGAGAUGACUCGCAUUCUUGAGGGUGUGUGCAGCGGAGAUGGCGGCGCUGAGCGCGCCGAUUGCUUGAUGAAGUACUUGUACAAGGGCAUGUCCUCGUCCGCCCCCGGUAGCGGUGCCCAGUCACCUAAGAAGUCGGUCUCACCUCAAGACACAGGAUUCUCUCAGAUCCAGGCACGGAACCUAGGUGAGGGUGGUGGUGGCCAACAGAUGAGCGUUCUGCUGAGCUGGCACGAGAGGUUGGUGGAGAUUGCUGGUGUUGGGUCUAUUGUGCGUGUCAUGACCGACCGCAGGACGGUUUGA